AGCAGAUGGCGAAAUUGUGUGGACGUGUGAAAAAUGCAUUUCACAGUUAAAACGGAUCAAAACACGAGAUAACACGAGUUUAAUUAGUUAGCAUUACCAGUUGUUACGAUUGGACGAAUUCCCACGGGAAUUCAUGAAUUUUUAUUUUUACUCGUUCUUCCAUGAUUAUUCAACUGUCGACAGAUCAUUUGUGUGUAGGAAUUCCAUCAACAAUACUUUAAUGCGUGAUUUAUUCGGUAUUUAAAGGCGAGGGGAUUCGCAGAGUGAAUUUUUCAGGGUUGAAUGAAAUUUUAAAGAGUUAAUAUGUUGUUAUCAGUGAAGAGAUGUUUUUGCAUCAAGGAUGGUUUUAGGGCCCUCAGCACUGGGGAGGUAUCAACAGCCCUCAGGCCCUUCUAUUUCACCGUGCAUCCGGAUUUAUUUGGACAAUAUCCAACACAGAGGACAGUGAACGAGAAUUCUCUGAAGCAGUUGAGUUCGGUAAUCGAAUGCCUCCAGCAACACAGACCGAUAAAUCCCAUGACAUUGCCAUUUUACUUGCGAUCGAAAGACGAGAAAGAGGUGAAGGCGGGAAAAUUUACUCUAGUCAAGAUACAGCUCAACGACAAGGACCUGAAGAAGACGAUAAUAUCCAUCUUGAAGGCAUGCAAUUUACCCACGACCUUCGUCGAGCAGAUCGAGGAACCCGUCAAAGGGAGAAAAGACGAGAAAUUCUGGGAAUCAAGGGGAGGAUUUGGGCGAGAAUUUGAUUUCACUAAUCUCGAAGAUGAUCCACUCUAUCAAUCGAUUUUCAUGAGGAGGAAGAUGAACACUGAGCCUGACACAUUCAAAGCAUAUUUGGAUAAACACGUGAAUGAAGCUCACGUGAAGCUGGAGGCGUGCAGACCAGUAAGAGAAGAAGUGAAGAAAUUGGAGAAAAUUCUUUGUGAACACCUGGGGCUGAAGAACAUCUUUUGGGAUUGCGGGUGGAACAUUGCGCAUUACAGGGGCUGUUUGCUGGCUUUUCAGAAUCUAGCAAGACAUCAUCCUGAGCAGAUGGAGAUCCUGAGGGGUCGGACACUAGUUUUUGCUAAUGAUACGGGAAUCAGUUCUGAGGGAAAUGUCUUAUUGAAUUCUGGAGAAGUCAGGCAUAACUGGCUAGACAUGAUCAGAAAUAUUCCAAAGCACGAUCUCAUCCUUCGACGUCUGCCAGCGUUUGAGAAAGCCGUCUCUCGAGUUCUUCUCGAUAUAAAAAUUGGCAGAAGGGUGCUCUAUAUGUGCAGGAAGUUCAUGCCAAAGGUCAUGGUUGGUCAGUACGAGCAGCAGCUGAGGCAACUCACCACUACUCUGUCAGACUAUCGAGGGAGAUCCAACUAUCCCAAGACGUGGCCCUCCACUUUGGCCUCUUAUGAAUUAGUCAUUGAGGCAGAAGCUGGACCACUCAUGCUCUCACCAACUGGACAAUUUAUCGUACCAUCCUCGUGUCCAGGAUUUUUACUCGUUACCUUCAUCACCGAGAAUUUGGAUGAGGCAACGAAGAGACUGAGUCACUAUAACAAAAUAAAGUAUGUGGAGAGAGAACUCCACAAUCAGACGAUCAGGGAUUUAUGCUUGGCGGGUUUGAACAAAGACGACAGCAUAACGCCAGACUUGAUGAUCCAGUGCUGUGAAAAAUUACUCGAAAACAAGGAAACAUUGAGGCCAAUGCUGGAUGGUGUGAUGCUGUGGGUGACUCACUAUUACUCAGUCAUGACGGAUGGAGUUCUGUGCAUUCCGUGGGACUGGAAAUUCUGAUAAGAGCAACAGUCGAUUAAUUCAAAUCAAAAUUAAUUAGUCAAUCUACUAAUCUCAAUUAUAAUGUUCAAGUAAUUCCCGAACUGAAAAGAAAUAUUAAUUUUGUAAUAGAUAACUAUAGAUAUUCUAGAGACCAGAUCGUCGGAAAUUAUAGUAAUUUCAUGCCGCUGGAGGCUACGACGAAUGAGUAAUUGAUUACCUCAGGAUUCCGCCAAAGUGUGUGAUAACGUAUUGAUACCAAUUAUGCAUCAAGAUGAAUAUGAGAUAUUCUAUUUUGUUACGAUUGAUCACUUAUUAAACUGUACACUGAAUAGUGUAGAUUAAUUGAAAAAUUGAGUGAGAAACCUAAGAAAGAAUAAAUAAUUACAAUGAA
This is a messenger RNA of Fopius arisanus, 2143 nucleotides long. Its product is annotated as T-cell activation inhibitor, mitochondrial. Lineage: Eukaryota; Metazoa; Arthropoda; Insecta; Hymenoptera; Braconidae. Bases 304 to 1770 code for a protein of 488 amino acids. The record is from RefSeq and is a predicted model, not a curated record. Gene Ontology annotation, cellular component: mitochondrion. The transcript is spliced from 8 exons.